Oldenlandia corymbosa var. corymbosa is the source of this 1032-nucleotide messenger RNA. Lineage: Eukaryota; Viridiplantae; Streptophyta; Magnoliopsida; Gentianales; Rubiaceae. The record is from the annotation of a GenBank genome assembly.
AUGGAAAAGAUUGACAGAAGAAAAGGGUGCAGAAAUAAUAAAAAACAGAGAUUGAAGAAAAAGGUACAGAAGUUAAGGAGGCUUUACAAGCAGGCUGAACGGAAUCUAAAAAACCAUGUUGAACUGGUUGAACUUCUGGGGAUUGCAAAUACAGAACAGGGUUCAAAAGUAGCCGGAAACAAAGGAUUCUUUUUUAUCGGAGACGGUGCCCGUCUUAAUCGGGCUCUAAUUAAUUUCGGUCUCAAGUUUCUGAGGGACAAAGGGUAUCCAGAAAUCCGCCCUCCAAACUUCAUGAGGACAGAAAUCAUGGGAAAGUGUGCCCAAUUGUCUGAAUUUGACGAAGCACUUUACAGAAUAACCGGUGAUGGAGUUGACAAAUACCUUAUAGCAACAUCUGAGCAGCCAAUGUGUGCUUAUCACAUGGAUAAAUGGAUCCAUCCGUCCGAGCUUCCGCUCCGAUACGCCGGGUAUUCGAGCUGUUUUCGCAAAAAAGCCGGCUCUCACGGAAAGGAUACACUUGGGAUCUUUAGAACUCGUGAGUUUGAUAAAGUGGAGCAGUUCUGUAUGACCAGCCCAAAUGGCAAUGAGUCCUGGAUUAUGUUUGAUGAAAUGAUUCAAAACUCGGAAGAGUUUUACCAGAAGCUGAAAAUCCCGUACCGAACAGUGAACUAUGUAUCGGGUGCCUUAAUCGAUGCGGCUGCAAAGAAGUAUGAUUUGGAAGGAUGGUUCCCUGCUUCUGAAACCUACAGAGAACUUGUGUCCUGUUCUAACUGUACGGAUUAUCAGUCGAGCAGAUUGGAGAUUCUGUAUCGGCAAAAAAAGGGUGAUGAAAAAGAGAAACAGUAUGUGCAUUUGUUGAACUGUACACUCACAGCUACAGAGAGGACAAUGUGUUGUAUUCUUGAAAACUAUCAGAGGGAAGGUGGUGUUAAAAUACCGGAAGUCUUACAACCAUUUAUGGAUGGAGUGAAGUUCUUACCAUUUCGGAAGAAAUCUGACGAAGGCAAAAACCCAAAAGCAAAAGGCAUCUAA